Gekko japonicus is the source of this 603-nucleotide messenger RNA. It is a transcript of the gene GP9, whose product is annotated as glycoprotein IX platelet. The record is from RefSeq and is a predicted model, not a curated record. Lineage: Eukaryota; Metazoa; Chordata; Lepidosauria; Squamata; Gekkonidae. The transcript has a single exon. Bases 1 to 603 code for a protein of 200 amino acids.
AUGAACAGUGGACUGCUCUUGCUACUGCUGUUGCACACAGCGCAAGCCAAGCCCUGCCCUCCCUGUUUGUGCCAGCCGCUGCAAGGAAAAUUGGGAUGGCGAAUAGACUGCACGUCUCUGGGGCUGAAGGAGCUGCCUCUCCUCUCAAUUGACAUCCUAAUACUUGAGCUGCAAAACAACAGUUUGACCACAGUCCCUCCUGGCACACUGGACAUCUUGAGAAAAGUGGAGAAAGUGGAUUUUUCCAACAAUCCUUGGAACUGCGACUGCUCCAUUUUAUAUUUCAAGAUGUGGCUGGAAGAUUUCCACGAAGCUUCUCUUGCCAACAUUACAUGUGCGGGUCCAGCUCCUGUGAAGAUGAGAGCCUUGAGCCAGCUGAGUGGGAAUGCCUUGGAAGGUUGCCGGAAGCCUGCCCCAAUCAACUGCCUUGAUUUCCUUUGGAGAGAUGUUCCACUCGUUGCUAUUGCCAUAUUGGUCUUAAUUUUAGCGGUCUGCAUUCUGCAUUACUCCAGAAAAUUAGCCCGCAGAGCUACUGAACAGCAGCAUUCCUCUGAAGGCCCACUGCUGCAGGCUCUCGACAUGGAAGAUCAGAAGUCAAAAUAA